AUGCAACCCGAUAAAUUGGCAAUCAAUGCUGUGCAAGAUCUUUUACCAACGUUCACUGAUAUUUUAAAAAUCGGCUUAGUACAACUAAAAAAUGACAUUAAAACAUUGUUAGACAAUGAUGCUGACAUAAAUGAUUUGAUUAUUAAUGUCCAUUUAUUAAUUACAGCAUCGACAGCACCGUUUCAUAAACAUGUGUUGGUUGUCGAAAGUCACACAGUAUCAAACAUAAUUGAGAAUAAACUAAAAUACGUCAGAACAUCUUGGCUUGAUUAUGAUAUUAUUCUCUGUCCAAUAAAUCAGAAACACGAUUGGUAUUUAAUGAUAAUUGAUCUUGAACGAAAUUUAUUUAUACAAUUCGACUCAUUGCCUGCACAUGAUAUCCCACGCAUACAAAAUCUAGAACGCCUUAUUCAUAUUUUGAAUACACAACAUUAUUUGAAGCACGACACUAACAUAGAUUUUCGCACAGCCUGGACAUUAUCGGAUCCGGGUGAAGAUUUCGAUUUAUAUCAAAAUAAUGUGCAUUUAUGUGGCGCCCAUCUUCUGAUACAAGCAAAAGCAUACACAAAUCGUGAACGGUAUUAA
Molecule: messenger RNA, 585 nt
Organism: Rotaria socialis
Lineage: Eukaryota; Metazoa; Rotifera; Eurotatoria; Philodinida; Philodinidae
Source: the annotation of a GenBank genome assembly